AGAUUUAGUAAGAACAAAAUGGCUGAUUGGUUUUUGUAAAGGAGCAUUUCGGUUUAUUUCAUUUAUUGCUAUUAUAUUCAAGAUGGAUCACUUCUUUCUAAAUCACGAAACAGUAUUAAAUAAUCAGCGCGACAGAGAUCAAUUAAUAGAACCUAUUAACGAUACACAGUCAUUUGAUAAUUUUUCGGAUAUUGAUGAAUUUAAUGAUGAAACUUUUGGAACACAGAUCGACAACACGGAGUUCGAUUUUGAAGGACAGACGCAAGUUUUUGAUAGGAUGAAAUUUGCUGGACAAACAAGAGAACCAUCUCCACCGGAUAUGCGUUCUGAAAUUGAGAGGACGAUGUCGGAUAUUCUAGUAGAUGAUGACAUAGACGAUCCAGCAAUUAUGAAUAUGUCAAAAUCUACUCCAAUUUACAAAAGAAAUAGAAUAGCUGAGAUUACUUCUAGUACACCUCCUGAUCCCAGCAUAUUAAACUCUGUUGAAUUACAAAAAAUUUGGAAUAGACCUGAUAUUAUGUCUGAUGGAGAUAGAAAUAGACAAAGUUUAAAUCAUAAUAUUUUAUCCCAAAUUGCUCAGACCAGUCGACCAGCUCUGUCAAGAGACCUCCCAAACGCACUAACCCUUGACGAAAUAGAAAAUGGAAAAUCUAGCCUCCCAUCUAAGAAUAUCCAUGCUGCAGUUCCAACAAAUAUUCCUAUGUUUAAUGAUUCACCUAGGCCAAAUAUUAAUGUUCCUCCGCCUCCGAAUCUGAGAAUGCCUCCAGUUCGUCUGAAUGUUCGUCCUCCAACAAGAAAGCCUACUGGACAACCUAUUUUACCACCUGUUCCACCUGGUAUCCCAUUUGGCGGUUCCAGAGUGUCGGGAUCUCCACUACAAGGUUUUAGACCACCCAUGCCUAUGCAUAAUCGCUUAAUUUUCAAUAGAAUGGUGCGCCCACUUCCUCCACCAGGUCAUCAUGACAUGACUAUGAAUCGACAUAUAAGACCAAUGGCCCCUCCGCAACUCUAUAAUCAUCGCAUGCAUCAUGAUGAUACGAAUUUCGAAGAUGAGCCAGUUAGCUUAAUGACUCAAAGGGAAAAAGAUUGGAUUGUUAAAGUACAGCUUAUGCAAUUGCACACGGAUAAUCCUUACACUGAUGAUUACUAUUAUACACACUGGAGAAUGAAACAAGAAAACUCUCAAGAUACCCCUCAAUUAGUUGUUCCUAAUCUAAGUAGACCGGAUGAAGACAAGUACGAACCAAAGCAAUUCGAUAAUGCUCUGGGUAGAUUAACUUCUUCAUCUGUUCAUAAUCCUCGACAAGUUCUUGAUGUUGGUGAUGCAUCUAACAAACAAAAUAGUAGUUCGAGCGUUCGACGAUUUAAGCAGUUGUUGCUUAUUGUUGAAAAUUCUUAUACUGCUAUGCUAGACGUUAUGGAAUUAGAGAUGCAGGCUCUUUGUGUUCCGCCAAACGCUAGAGAAAAAUUAAAUGAGGCCAGAGAGAAGACGCUAAAAGCUAUCGUUAAUAAACUUGGGGUUUUCAAUAAUAGCUGUGAUGUCUUGAAAUUGGUGUUGGGUGUUCGAAAAGGUCGAUCUUUAAUACGACGUUUGAUACCGCUUAUAAGUAAAGAAGACAGAAUUUUGCUUAUAAACACAACUUUAACCUGUUUAAGUACCAUUCCCGAUGACAAAUUUCUGUUAGACGAUCUAAAAAAAGCCAUUCUAAAGGAAAGCUCCGCAGCUGCCUUGGAAAUGUUUGUAAAGACUUUGGAAGUAGCAUCUUUUCAACUUGUGGUCAAAACUAAGCGCUUAGCUGACAUUUUAUGGUCAAUAAUAUUUAGAAUAGAAGAAUUGAUAUGUGACGGACAAAUUACGAGUGAUACUUGGCAAAAACAAAUGGUACAUAUAUCUACAGCUAUAAGCAAUUCAAAAGAAGUUGAAGUUGAUAAAAAUAUGGCCCCUAAAAUUUUAAUACACUUUAAAAGAUUCGGUUUAGAUAAAAUUGAACCAUAGAGAUGAGUAGAAAGUAUGAUAGAAAAUAAAGUUAUCAAUAGAAGUUUGUUUAAUGGAAGCAGGUAUAUUUCAGAGUUUAUACAUGUGUGAUUUAUUUUGUUUCUCUUUAUGCCAGUAAAUAUACUUUAAAGUCCAAAAUUUUGAAGGGCUUAUAAUUAAUUAUAUGUUGUGAAAGAUUAUUGUCUAAACAGUACAUUACACAUGUGUUUUUCGAAGUACUGUUUAUAUUUAUGUGGCUAAUUUUUUUUUAAAUAUUAAAAUGUAUUUAUUUUUUUUUUCAUGUUUUUUUGACUCUUAAAUACGCUGAAAGCACAAAAAAAGUAUGUAAAAUAUUAUUAUGACUACUUAUUUGUAAUUAUAUAUAUUAUUAUAUUAAGAGAUCUAUUGAAGCAAUUGUUAUAGUUAUCAAAGUAUACUAAUAAAGAAAAAAGAGUCACAUUUGUUUUCAUCUUGUCAAAGAGUAAAUUGUUGAGUUUGUUUUAUUGGAA
Dimorphilus gyrociliatus is the source of this 2484-nucleotide messenger RNA. NCBI's taxonomy places the organism in Eukaryota, Metazoa, Annelida, Polychaeta, Dinophilidae. The record is from the annotation of a GenBank genome assembly.